This is a messenger RNA of Macrosteles quadrilineatus (aster leafhopper), 1012 nucleotides long. RefSeq names its product muscle-specific protein 20-like. NCBI's taxonomy places the organism in Eukaryota, Metazoa, Arthropoda, Insecta, Hemiptera, Cicadellidae. The record is from RefSeq and is a predicted model, not a curated record. Gene Ontology annotation, molecular function: protein binding. The coding region runs from base 83 to 637 and encodes 184 amino acids. The transcript has 4 exons.
CUCAAAUGUAAGUUGCGAUCUGACGUAGUACCAGAGUUAAGGAGGAGUUCUCCGGAUUACUGGUUUACAUCGUGCAGGAAAUAUGUCGUUGGAACGAGCUGUUAGGAACAAGAUCCUCAACAAGCGUAACCAGGAGCAGGAGAAGGAAGCUCUGGAAUGGAUAGAAUCUGUCCUGGGAGAGAAGUUUCCUGCGAAGGAACGUUACGAGGACAUCAUCAGGGAUGGACAAGUCCUGUGUCGACUGAUGAACAAACUUUCACCUAACAGUGUGCCGAAGAUACACAGCGCUGGCAGCCAGUUCAAGAUGAUGGAAAAUAUCAACAAUUUCCUGAAGGCCAUACAAGCAUACGGAGUGUCUGAUGUAGAUCUUUUCCAGACAGUAGAUUUGUUCGAGAAGAAAGACAUCGGCCAAGUAACAACUACUUUGUUUUCCUUGGGAAGAGCAACCUACACACAUCCUGAAUGGCCUGGGCCUUGGCUGGGGCCGAAGCCUUCAGAAGAACACAAACGCAGCUUCACUACGCAGCAACUCCGCAGCGGAGAGAGUGUCAUCGGACUUCAAGCUGGCUUUAACAGAGGCGCUACUCAGGCUGGCCAAAACUUUGGAGCUGGCAGGAAAAUACUGCUUGGGAAGUAGUGAAACCUGACAAUUUAAGUUGUCAAUAUAUUUUUGUGACUAUCUGUUUAACAAUUAUUUUUAACUGUUUUAUUCUUGAUAUUAUAUAAUUUAGCAAGACCUAGGUACAGAAUCAUUGCACCUACGUUUUCCAAGGUACUUUGAAGCAAAAAAAAAAAAUACUGUUUGUUGAAAUUGUUAUGAAUAGGUAUAAUUUGUAUGUCCAUAGGCACAAAAACUCUCAUUCAGAUUAAAAUUUUGGUAAAAUUUCAACCAAAUUUGUCGACAAAGUCUAGACUAAGUUUUCUUGGAGAUUGUAUCAGAUUUAAAGAUACCAGUAUUGUACUAUUUCAUUCAUGUAUUUUAUUGUAAAAAUCAAUAAAAAAUAUUUAUAUA